AUGCUUCAGCGACAAUCGUGGGAGUCUACAGAGGAAGCUAGCAUUUCUGAGUCCACUUCGGACUACAUCCAAAGGCCCGGAGCUACAACGCCCGCCUCUAGCCUAGCCGAUCUUGAAAAUGUUGACACCGAUACUGAUCAUCCUGUCAACGGUGUCAAGCGUGGUCGGCUUUCGGAGAUUGCAAAGGAAACGAAGGAAAGAACUAAACGAAUUUUCAAGGCCAGAGUUGCCGAGGAAGACGGAGGCCUUGCGGAGAGUGUGAAUGUUGAGGAGGGUUUGCAGAAUGAUCCAGCUUUCAGUCAAAGGCUGCUUGCGCAGAAGCGACGUCGCAACGUCAAGAGUGUAGCAGAAGGGACUUUAAGCGCCGUUCAGACGAUAGGCAAGAGUAUCGUGCAUCCAAAGGAUGCAUUAAAGAGUAAAGCCACCAAGUCUACAGCAGCCCAACUUUCAAAGGCUCAACGUCCUUACCUAUCACAAAAAGCAGACCUUGAUUUGUUACAGGCUCAUGAUAACCUGAAAAGGGCUGCAUCAUCAAGCUCAUCGCUGGAAAACACGUCUGACGAAGAAUAUGCAGCUUCUAUUCGAGGGAGCAGAGACCGGGUUCGGCAGAUGGAAGAGCACCGGGAUAGCAUGCGCGCCGCGUGGUCGACGAGUAGGCACGUCCGACGAGUGCGCGUAGUUCCCAAGAGGCACAUCGAUUUUCCGGAGGACCAAUACUUCAAGAUCAUUGAUCAGAGAGGAAUUUACAAAGGGUACAAAUGGCUUGAAUGGCUUGGAUUCAAUCUUCUCUACUACACACAAGAUUUUUGCGCACAAUACAUCGACGAUAUUGAACAACUACCAUUCGAUAUUGAUAGCUCGAGGCAUUAUGUUGAACGGCUGCUCGUGGCAAGCGCGCCGUGGCAGUCAUGGAUUAUGAAUGUCCGUUCCGUCUAUCGCUGGGAAAAUAAAACGACGACGGGAAAUUGGUUCGCUCUUUACUUAGUCCUUUGGUACACGCAGCAUGUUAUGGGCUUCAUCUACGGCUACAUCAUAUACAUUGUCGUUAGAAAUUACUACGCGCCUACAAACGUUGAUGCGAUAAGGGCUACCACUCAACGGGCGUUAGAUAGUAGGAAAAGAGCCAGCAAAAUCGUCGAACUCAUAGACAGGCACGGGGGCCAUGACUGGCUAGAGCCCGUCCUAGAGGAGGUCGGUCCUUAUGCUCAACUGCAACUUAGCGACCUCGCCAAUUUGCUCGAGAUUGCCCGGGAGGACAUGAUUAGGCAGAAAGUUGAGGAAGUUCACAUCAAUGAGGUCAAUGGACAAGUCGAUAAUGAGUACAUUGGCGAUAAUCAUUCGGUACCUCAAAUCACGAUUAACAGCGGUCUAUCUGAUCCACCUGACGACGAGUCCUUUGACGAUGAUUGGCACAGCGUGAAUUCCACAACAAGCAUUCUUGAAGGCAGUGAUAUUCGUUCUUUUCGUGGUCUCUCUGGCGGUUCUUUGGGGCGCCUCAUUGUGUAUUCAAAAGGCAUUCGCUUCGUCAAUAGUAUCGGCCGGGCGGAAUCCUGGCGAAUGUCCUUCCUCGAUUUAAAGGAGCUGAGGAAGAGUGAAGGGACUAGAGCUGCUAAGCUGCUCUCGCUCCCGGAUCGGCUUGAAAUCAAGCGUUUAAACGGCAGCGGGAUACAUGUUGAAGGUAUGAAGAAGCGGGAUGACGCAUUUAACAGUAUCAUUGCGUUCUCCGGGUUGCAGUGGCAGAGUCUACAAAUUCUACGGAGCAAAGAUCAUAAAGUAAGUACACAUUUACAAAGAGAUGACAGUGCAUGGAUGAAAGUAGAGCUCGGAAGUGGGCUAGAGGCAUAA
Messenger RNA from Bacidia gigantensis, 1845 nucleotides. RefSeq lists its product as uncharacterized. Lineage: Eukaryota; Fungi; Ascomycota; Lecanoromycetes; Lecanorales; Ramalinaceae. Bases 1 to 1845 code for a protein of 614 amino acids. The record is from RefSeq and is a predicted model, not a curated record. Gene Ontology annotation, biological process: apoptotic process; negative regulation of toll-like receptor 9 signaling pathway. The transcript has 4 exons.